AUGUCGCUCGCCUCUGGUGUUUCCAUCACCGAUGAGUGCAUCACUGCAUUCAACGAGUUCCGCAUGAGCGGCGGUAGCAAGGCUGCCAAGACCAAGUUCAUCAUCUUCAAGAUCGCCGACAACAAGAAGGAGGUCGUCAUCGACGAGGUCUCGCAGGACCCCGACUACGAGGUCUUCCGCUCUCACCUCGAGGCUGCUCGUGACGACAAGGGUAACCCCGCUCCUCGUUAUGCUGUCUACGACGUCGAGUUCGAUCUCGGUGGCGGCGAGGGCAAGAGAAGCAAGAUCAUCUUCAUCUCUUGGGUUCCCAGCGACACCCCUACUCUGUGGUCCAUGAUCUACGCCAGCACUCGGGAGAACCUGAAGAACGCGCUGAACAUCCACACUUCCAUCCACGCCGACGACAAGGGCGACAUCGAAUGGAAGACCGUCCUGGCCGAGGCCAGCGGUGGCAAGGCCGGCAAAUAA
Molecule: messenger RNA, 468 nt
Organism: Aspergillus affinis
Lineage: Eukaryota; Fungi; Ascomycota; Eurotiomycetes; Eurotiales; Aspergillaceae
Product: actin-binding ADF family protein
Exons: 5
Coding region: 1-468 (155 amino acids)
Biological process (GO): actin filament severing; actin filament depolymerization; cell motility
Cellular component (GO): actin cytoskeleton; actin cortical patch; cytoplasm
Molecular function (GO): actin filament binding
Source: RefSeq, a predicted model, not a curated record